GCGGCAAUCCCAGAAUUCACCGCGCGCCGCCUCGGGCCGGAACUGCCCGGAUAGCCUCUGCUUAGCGCAGAGCUGUGUUGCCCCGGAGCAAGACCUGCCGCUGGCGAGUCUCUGGGGCUGAGCUCUGCGCCUUGAGGAGUUCCCCCUGCAGCCUCGGGCAUGAAGAGAUCUCUGUAGCUUUUGGGACCGUGGACAUUUUUAUCAGCCAUCGUCUAGGGAAGGCGCUUGUUGCUGCCUUCUGACCUCGUAAAGCUUCAAAACUGGCACGGCGCAAAACAAUCCAACCCCCUGUGAAGAUGGCCUCGGUGCCUGUGUAUUGCCUCUGUCGACUGCCUUAUGAUGUGACCCGCUUCAUGAUCGAGUGUGACAUGUGCCAGGACUGGUUUCACGGCAGUUGUGUUGGUGUUGAGGAGGAGAAGGCUGCUGAUAUUGACCUGUACCAUUGCCCCAACUGUGAAGUCUUACAUGGACCCUCCAUUAUGAAAAAACGUCGUGGAUCUUCCAAAGGACAUGAUAAUCACAAGGGGAAACCAUUGAAGACUGGGAGCUCUAUGUUUAUCCGAGAACUACGGGGUAGGACUUUUGACAGCUCAGAUGAAGUGAUUCUGAAGCCCACUGGAAGUCAGCUGACUGUGGAAUUCUUGGAAGAGAAUAGCUUCAGCGUGCCUAUUCUUGUCUUGAAGAAGGAAGGGUUGGGGAUGACAUUACCCUCUCCAUCAUUCACUGUGAGAGAUGUGGAACACUAUGUUGGUUCUGACAAAGAGAUUGAUGUGAUUGAUGUGGCCCGGCAGGCUGACUGCAAGAUGAAACUCGGUGAUUUUGUCAAAUACUAUUACAGUGGGAAGAGGGAAAAAGUCCUCAAUGUCAUUAGUUUGGAAUUCUCCGAUACCAGGCUUUCAAACCUUGUGGAAACACCCAAGAUUGUUCGCAAGCUGUCAUGGGUGGAGAACUUGUGGCCAGAGGAAAGUGUCUUUGAGAGGCCCAAUGUACAGAAGUACUGCCUCAUGAGUGUGCGGGAUAGCUAUACAGAUUUUCACAUUGACUUUGGUGGGACCUCAGUUUGGUACCAUGUGCUUAAGGGUGAGAAGAUCUUCUACCUGAUCCGCCCAACAAAUGUUAAUCUGACUCUCUUUGAGUGCUGGAGCAGCUCCUCUAAUCAGAACGAGAUGUUCUUUGGUGACCAGGUGGAAAAGUGCUACAAGUGUUCUGUGAAGCAAGGACAAACACUGUUUAUUCCUACAGGAUGGAUACAUGCUGUGUUAACACCCGUGGACUGCUUAGCAUUUGGAGGGAACUUCUUACACAGCCUUAACAUUGAAAUGCAACUCAAGGCUUAUGAGAUUGAGAAGCGGCUGAGUACAGCAGACCUUUUCAAGUUUCCCAACUUUGAGACCAUCUGUUGGUAUGUGGGAAAACAUAUUCUGGACAUCUUUCGAGGCUUACGAGAGAAUAGGAGACACCCUGCCUCCUACUUGGUCCAUGGUGGUAAAGCUCUGAACUUGGCAUUUAGAGCCUGGACAAAGAAAGAAGCUCUGCCAGACCACGAGGAUGAGAUCCCAGAUACAGUGCGGACUGUACAGCUCAUUAAAGAUCUGGCUAGGGAGAUCCGCUUGGUUGAAGACAUCUUCCAACAGAACGUUGGGAAGACGAGCAAUAUCUUUGGGCUGCAGAGGAUCUUCCCAGCUGGCUCCAUCCCCUUAACCAGGCCAGCCCAUUCCACUUCAGUAUCCAUGUCCAAGCUGUCACUGCCCUCCAAAAAUGGUUCAAAGAAGAAAGGCCUGAAGCCCAAGGAUAUCUUCAAGAAGGCAGAGCGAAAGGGCAAGCAAAGUUCAGCCUUGGGGCCUGCUGGCCAGUUGAGCUAUAAUCUCAUGGACCCAUACAGUCAUCAGGCACUGAAGACAGGCUCUUCCCAGAAAGCAAAGUUCAACAUCGGUGGUACCUGCUUGAAUGACUCAGAUGAUUCUGCAGACAUGGACCUUGAUGGCAGUGAGAAUCCCCUGGCCCUGUUGAUGGCUAAUGGCAGUACGAAGAAGGUGAAGAGCGUAUCCAAGUCACGGAAAGCCAAAAUUGCAAAGAAGGUAGACAGUGCAAGACUGGUAGCAGAACAGGUCAUGGGAAAUGAGUUUGACUUGGAUUCAGAUGAAGAGCUGCAGAUUGAUGAGAAGUUGGGAAAGGAAAAGGCAAAGCUGUUAAUAAGAUCAAAAUUUCCCCGGAAGUUGCCCCGUGCAAAACCUUGCUCUGAUCCCAACCGAAUUCGUGAACCUGGAGAAGUUGAGUUUGACAUUGAGGAGGACUAUACAACAGAUGAGGACAUGGUGGAAGGGGUUGAAAGCAAGCUUGGGAAUGGGAGUGGAGCUGGUGGAAUUCUUGAUCUACUUAAGGCCAGCAGGCAGGUGGGGGGACCUGACUAUGCUGCCGUCACUGAGGCCCCAGCCUCCCCCAGCACUCAAGAGGCCAUCCAGGGCAUGUUGUGUAUGGCCAACCUGCAGUCCUCAUCAUCCUCACCAGCUACCUCCAGUCUGCAGACUUGGUGGACCGGAGGAGGGCAAGACCGAAGCAGCGGGAGCUCCAGCAGUGGGCUGGGCACUGUGUCUAGUAGCCCUGCUUCCCAGCGCACCCCAGGGAAGCGGCCCAUCAAGAGGCCAGCAUACUGGAAAAACGAGAGUGAAGAGGAGGAGAAUGCCAGUCUCGAUGAGCAAGACAGCUUGGGAGCAUGCUUCAAGGAUGCUGAGUAUAUCUAUCCAUCCCUGGAGUCUGAUGAUGAUGACCCUGCUUUGAAAUCUCGACCCAAGAAAAAGAAGAAUUCAGAUGAUGCUCCAUGGAGUCCUAAAGCCCGUGUGACUCCAACCCUACCCAAGCAGGACCGUCCUGUUCGUGAGGGGACCAGAGUUGCCUCCAUUGAGACAGGCUUGGCUGCAGCAGCUGCAAAACUUGCCCAGCAGGAGCUUCAAAAGGCCCAAAAGAAGAAAUAUAUCAAGAAGAAGCCUUUGCUGAAGGAGGUAGAACAACCUCGCCCUCAAGAUUCCAAUGCCAUCGUGACAAUGCCUGCACCAACACUGGCUCCUACACCCCAGCCUGUCACCUCCUCCUCACCCCAGCCACCUCCUGAGCCUAAACAAGAGGCUCUGUCAGGAAGUCUUGCUGACCAUGAGUACACUGCUCGUCCCAAUGCCUUUGGCAUGGCUCAGGCAAAUCGCAGCACCACACCCAUGGCCCCUGGAGUCUUCCUCACCCAGCGGCGCCCUUCAGUUGGUUCCCAGAGCAGUCAGGCAGGACAAGGAAAGCGUCCUAAAAAGGGCCUGGCCACAGCAAAGCAGAGACUCGGCCGCAUCCUGAAAAUCCACAGAAAUGGCAAGUUACUUCUGUGAGAUGAGCCCCAUCAUGUCCUACUCCUUCAUCCCUUCACCCCCAUUGCCUUCUUCGUUGUUGACUCGGGGCACUCCUGGAUCCUAUGAGCCCCGGACAAGGUGCAUUGUCCUGCUUUCUUGGGACUAACCAAAGGCACGGACUAUCUCCAACUCCCUUUCCCACUUCCCCUAUGAGUAUCCUACCUUCUUUUUCCAUACCCACCCAUAAGUAGCAGGAGAGAUUUCCAACUGACAAGAACCUUUUCCUGCUCCACCCAUAUAUUUCAAUUACACCUUGUCUUUAUUCUUUUCCACGGCUCCUCCAUAUGGAAGGAAUGAUGAGGAGCAACAUAAAGGGAGUCUUGGCCUGUCAGUUUCCUCAGCCAUGGAGUGAGAGGCCCAGUACUCAACAUUUUCUGCUCCUCCAGCCCUGUCUCUAAGCCUGCCCACCUCCACCCAUUCCUACCCCUUCUUCACAACCAGUGGAUAUAGCCAACCUUCAGUCCUGUUCCUGAUAGAAGGUUGUGGUCUUUAUCUUCUUUUACCUCUUUUUUUCAUGACAAAAAUGAAGAGGGUCUUUAUGACCCUAUUAUGGGCCAACUCCAGAGCUGGCCUAGAAAGCUGACUUUAUCUGUCUUUGGGGGGAGGGGGAGAUUCCUUUUACUUUUCAAAAGUGGGAAAAAGGACAGAUACCCAAGCCUUUGACCAUGAUAGUUGCCUAGCCCACCAGAGGAAACUAUUUUUGUCUGACUGCACAUGAAGCCCCUAUGAUGAUCUUCAGGAAUUUGCCUAUAUUUUUGAGGCCCUGUAGAACAUUAUCCCCAUAGCUAUAACUGGGUUCAAGCAGAUACAAACUCACCUCCUAGAAACCUGAAGUACCUGCCACAUUGAUAACUCUGGCUCCUACCACCCCAUGUGUACCACAAAGCACAGCCUGGACCUUUUGAAGAGGGUGUGGUGAGAUAAGCUAACCCUGCAGGGUCAUUAUCAGGAACUUCCAUGUUUCUUUCCCCAUCUAAGUUUAGUCUAAAAAAGAUUUCAGGACUAAGAUCUUCACCCCUGGGACUUUCCACUUCCAAACCACAGGCCAACAUUCAAGCAUAGUGCAGAUAUGCUAUUCAAGUCUGAAGUUAGAAACAAUGCCCAUAUGUGAAGUAGCAGAUAUUCUGAUCCGCUUUUCUCUCCUUUCCUUUGUGAUUGUCACUAUUUUUCAGACAGUGUCCCCACCUCCCUCUUGUCUUGCCUUACUGGCUAUCUGGACUUGAUGGAGACUGCCCCUUCUGAACAACCCAUUUUGGCACUGCCCAAGUGGGAGUGUCCUCUACCUUCUACUCGUCCUCAUCCCAGCUUGCCUAGUGCUUCUGGGGAAUUUAACAGCUAUGAUGCAGACCACAGGGAAUUUGUGAGGCCUCUGUGUUAUCUUUUAUGUUUGUGGCUUAUCUUUCUUUUUUCUAUAGAUCUAUCACCUCCAUCCUUGUUGGGAUGGGGGGUACUUUAGCAUAUUUGCUUUUCCUACCUUGGGGACCCCCAGGGGCCAAGCAGUCCUCCUUUAGUCACACCAAAGGCAAAAGGCCUGGCUACCUCCUAAUUAGCACGUGAGGUCCCCAUUCCCCUUCUUUCUACUCAGCUUUGCUUAUCUUGGAGAUUUCAAGGCAGCAGUGGGGAAGUAAGGGGAAAGCAGGAGAAGCUUCUAACCCUGUAUGGGCAACUUCCUGACUAAAGGCUGACUGUUGUCACCAAAAACAGGUCCCUAUCCCUUUCACCCAUUAAAACUCCCUCUUGAUCUUUCAAAGGCAGCUAAUUGCUAGCACCCUUGCCCCACCCACUCCAGGCCUCUUUUCCCUCGGUUUCUUUGUUAGGUUCUGUGGAGCUGAAACCCAGCCUCUAAUGGGGUUUGUUUAGUUUAGUUGGGUUCUCAGAGUCUCCUGUUAUUUUGUGUU
Molecule: messenger RNA, 5287 nt
Organism: Mastomys coucha (southern multimammate mouse)
Lineage: Eukaryota; Metazoa; Chordata; Mammalia; Rodentia; Muridae
Gene: Phf8
Product: PHD finger protein 8
Exons: 22
Coding region: 297-3368 (1023 amino acids)
Biological process (GO): protein demethylation; regulation of transcription by RNA polymerase II
Molecular function (GO): transcription coregulator activity; histone demethylase activity
Source: RefSeq, a predicted model, not a curated record